AAUAUAUAUAAAGUACCUGGCACAUAGUAGGCACCAAGAAAUAACUGUUACUAUUAUUGUUAAUGUUAGGAGAGCCCUGCCCAGCCUAUCGUGUGUGGCCUUGACCUUUGAAUUCUCAAAGGUGACUGGUCCAACCCCUAUCCCCACAUAUGCACUUAUUACCUAAGGUAGCUCUUUCAGCAGCUGGAAGGAGCUAUUUUAAAGAACCCAAGUCAGAGGAACUAAACCAGAUCUGGAACUCUGACCUUUCCCCUCACCUCCCUGCCACUCACCAGCCAGCCGCCUCUUGUCAGGUGAUCAGGCUGUCAACUAAGCUUCUGUAGGGUAAGGUUUCAGGUCAGCUGGAGCAUAUAAAGAUAGGUGCCAAGCCAGAGGCAGCAGAGACAACAGUGAAUGGCGAGGGGGCAACUAGACCCCUGCUGCCACCUCCUGGGAUGGAGCCCUAAGGAGCCUUAAGGCGGCCCUGUGCUUCCGCUACCCUGGCUGGACUCACAGCCUCCUCCCUGCAUUAAAGCUCAGAACUGCAAAGCGGCCUCUCUCCUUGGACCUCUGCUGGGCCCUAGAGGGACCAGGCAGAACCUUCUGGGACCAUGGUUGGACUAAAGCCUUCAGAAGUACCUCCCACCACAGCUGUGAAAUUCCUGGGGGCAGGCACAGCGGCCUGUUUUGCUGAUCUCCUCACCUUUCCACUGGACACAGCCAAGGUCCGCCUGCAGAUCCAGGGGGAGAACCAGGCAACCCAGGCAGCCCAGAGACCCCAGUACCGCGGCGUGCUGGGCACCAUCCUGACCAUGGUGCGCACCGAGGGCCCCCGCAGCCCCUACAACGGGCUGGUCGCCGGCCUGCAGCGCCAGAUGAGCUUUGCCUCCAUCCGCAUUGGCCUCUACGACUCUGUCAAGCAGUUCUACACCCCCAAAGGAGCGGACCACUCGAGCAUCACUACCCGGAUUUUGGCAGGCUGCACCACAGGGGUCAUGGCGGUAUCGUGCGCCCAGCCCACGGAUGUGGUGAAGGUCCGGUUUCAGGCCAGCAUACACCUUGGGGCCGGGAGCAACAGGAAAUACAGUGGGACAAUGGAUGCCUACAGGACCAUUGCCAGGGAGGAAGGGGUCAGGGGCCUAUGGAAAGGAACUUUGCCCAACAUCACAAGGAAUGCCAUCGUCAACUGUGCCGAGAUGGUGACCUAUGACAUCAUCAAGGAGAAGCUGCUAGACUAUCACCUGCUCACUGACAACUUCCCCUGCCACUUCAUCUCUGCCUUUGGAGCUGGCUUCUGUGCCACAGUGGUGGCCUCCCCAGUGGAUGUGGUGAAGACCCGGUACAUGAACUCGCCCCCAGGGCAAUACCGCAGCCCCCUGGACUGUAUGCUGAAGAUGGUGGCCCACGAGGGCCCCACAGCCUUCUAUAAGGGAUUUACACCAUCCUUUUUGCGUUUGGGAACCUGGAAUGUGGUGAUGUUCGUGACCUAUGAGCAGCUGAAACGGGCCUUCAUGAAAGUCCAGAUGCUACGGGAAUCUCCAUUCUGAAUAAAGCAAGCCCACCUGGUACUUAACUAGAACAAGAACCAGUGGGUCCAGGCACACACAAACCCACACAUGUUUACAGAACUGUUUACUUGCUACUGAGUCAAGAAAUAGAAGCAGAAGAAGGAUUCUGGUCUUCGGUGCUUUGUCUUAAGAACACAUCUGUUUUGCACUGACAAGAUGGAAAUUAAAUUAUAUUAAUUUGGGGGACCCAUAUGUUGGAUGCCUAACAUUUAGGCAAGAGAAAAUAAACCAAAACAUCCAUUUGGAUAAAACAAAAGCUUGCAAACCUCUGUGCUCUAAAAAAAAAUCUGAUUAAAUGACGAAUUGAAAACAGGGAAGACUGCAAGCAUGGGACAGCAGUGGCACAUGACACUUGGAAAGCAGCUCAGGAGUUUGGAGGGAUGCUGCCAAAGCAACAUAGCUGUGACUACAGCCUUUGGUUAACCGUGGAUCAUCAGCCAUAUAUGUAAUGUGCCUGCCAUUUAGAAGCCAUUGGGAUUCUAGAAAAUAUGAGACCAAAAAAAGACAGAGAGAAAGAAAACCUGGAACCUGUGCCAAAGGAACACUGCUGGGCCAGCAUGAGGCUGAGAUUCGUAACUGUUCCCUGAUUACACUGGAGAAUCAAGAGGGCGGACUCCAUCUUCUCUCCUGUAAGAUGGGAGUAAUAAUCGUUUCCCUCCUCUCUCACCAGUGAUUGUAUGAGGAUAAGUGACAAGGUGGACA
This is a messenger RNA of Callorhinus ursinus (northern fur seal), 2249 nucleotides long. It is a transcript of the gene UCP3, whose product is annotated as uncoupling protein 3. The record is from RefSeq and is a predicted model, not a curated record. Lineage: Eukaryota; Metazoa; Chordata; Mammalia; Carnivora; Otariidae. Gene Ontology annotation, biological process: transmembrane transport.